Messenger RNA from Syngnathus acus (greater pipefish), 2829 nucleotides. It is a transcript of the gene fam199x, whose product is annotated as family with sequence similarity 199, X-linked. The record is from RefSeq and is a predicted model, not a curated record. The coding region runs from base 121 to 1317 and encodes 398 amino acids. The transcript has 8 exons. Lineage: Eukaryota; Metazoa; Chordata; Actinopteri; Syngnathiformes; Syngnathidae.
AGUAAAUCCCGCGAUGAUUUCAUUCUCGCGUGGAGGACGGGAUUCGUUGGUGGGGAGGAUUUGCAAAUGGAGGUCGCGCAAAGAGCUUAGAUUUUGAACAACAAAAGGUACAUUUACACCAUGUCAGAUUCUCUGUAUGAGAAGUUUCUGGCCCCAGAGGAGUAUGAGAAGUUUCUGGCCCCAGAAGAUCCUUUCCCCCUCCUCUCCCAAAGAGCCAACCUCAGCGAUGUGGGGACCCUGGACGUGAGUGAUUUCAGCUGUCAGCUUUCAUCCUGUCACAGGACAGACCCACUACGCCGCUUCCACGGCAACAGGUGGAAUCUCACUUCCUGCGGCACAAGCGUGGCCAGCUCGGAGUGCAGCGAGGAGCUCUUCUCAUCGGUGUCUGUCGGCGACCAGGACGACUGCUACUCCCUGUUAGACGACCAAGAGCUGGCGUCCCUGGAUCUAUUUCCCGAGGGCAGUGUUUGCAGUGACGUCUCUUCCUCCAUCAGCACCUAUUGGGACUGGUCUGAUAGCGAGUUUGAUUGGCAGCUGCCGGGGAGUGACAUCACUAGCAACAGCGAUGUCUUGUCCGACAUCAUCCCGAGUAUUCCCAAUUCACCUUGCUUGGUUCCCAAGAGGAAGCCGAAGCCCCACCCGCACCGGAACCUGGAUGAGCUGCCAUGGAGCGCCAUGACCAAUGAUGAACAAGUGGAAUACAUCGAGUACCUGAGUCGUAAGGUCAGCACAGAGAUGGGCCUGCGAGAGCAACUGGACAUCAUCAAGAUCAUCGACCCCUGUGCUCAAAUCUCCCCCACGGACAGCGAGUUCAUCAUCGAGCUCAACUGUCUGACUGAUGAGAAACUCAAGCAGGUACGUAACUACAUCAGAGAGCAUGGCCCAAGGCAGAGGGCCAGCAGCACCAGGGAGAGUUGGAAGAGGAGCAGCCACAGCAGCGCCAGCGCAGGUGGCGUCAGCGGCGCCAGCAGCAGUAAUGCCAGCAUGGUCAGCUCGACCAGCUCUUCCACCAAUUCCACCGCCUCCAACUCUGUCGCAGGGGGGACCGCUUCAGCAUGCAGCGGAAGCAGCGCCACUAACAUAAGCCGAGCCCACAGCGACGGCAAUCUUUCUAGCGCUGCAGAACGGAUCAGAGACUCUAAAAAACGUUCGAAGCAACGCAAGCUCCAGCAGAAGGCCCUGCGCAAGCGUCAGCUAAAGGAGCAGCGGCAGGCCCGCAAGGAGCGCCUGAGCGGUCUGUUCCUCAACGAGGAGGUGCUGUCACUGCGGGUGACCGAGGAGGACAACCACGGUGAUGACCUGGACAUACUCAUGUGACACCAGUGAAGGAAUCAGUGCUGCCUCUAAUGCCCGCUCUUGCCACCGCAUGCUUAGUUCAGGCACCACCGUUUGAUUUGCAGUUGUGGAGAGCUUCUAGUAGCUAACGUGAUCACUUUGACACUUAGGCUUUGACCACUCCUUACUAAAGCACCCACAAAACAUUUUGGAUAUUGGGAUUACCAAAGAUUUAUCAGGGUGAUACUAAAACCUUCACUUAACAUUCCGAAGCAAAAUUCACAGCAGGUGUUUGAUCCACGUAUUGACCGAUAAAUUGUUUUGAAUUUUGCUGUUCAGCCCCAUGCUCCAGUACACCAAAUUCUGCAGUGAGGAUGUUCCGUACUACCAACUACGCCAACUACUGUCAAGCAGGACUUAUUUGGUGUAAUAUAUAUUGGUUUGCCUUAAGUAUCGGUAGCUUCCACAAGGACUCGUUAUUCCAAAAUGAGGCCUGGUUUUGGUAAUCCACCUUUCCCUACGAAAAAGUACAGUUGGACAUUAAGAGAUGCUCAAAUAAAAGUCACUGGUAAAUAUUAUCGUUAUUUUAGGUUCAUUCUGAAGUUUCACCCCAACAGCUCAACAUUACUACAUUGUUGUGAGUAAUGUACCGUAUAUUUAAUAUUGACUACUGUGGUAGUCUUAAAGCUUGGACAUUAUAGAAGAAAAAUUUAGCUGCGCUAAACUAUCUUGCUGCUAACUAGGACUUCAGGCAGAAGAACUGAAGGUGAACUGCGCUGUCCUUCUCACUUGCGGUUCCAUUACACUGUCGAGGCUUUAGAGGGAGCACUGAAACACACUGCAUGUUAAAGCCGGCACCUCCUCAAUAUGAGUCAGUAAACUUCAGCUUUGUUCCUUUUCCAACCCAGCCGUUAACCAAAUGUACAUGCGCUGUAUAUAACUGCAUAGCUUAGCGCCAGCGGUAAAGGUUUAAUUAAAUGUUUCCCACCUUUCUUUGUAUGUAUUUCUGCCAUUAUCGAAAUGUAUCAAUAUUUUAAUAACAUCUAAACUCCUUUUGUGUUCGUUUGGUUGGUUUAAUCCUAUUUUUCCCCUGAUAGCACUCAGAAUGUAAUUCAGCCAUGCACAGAUGAAUGAAAGACUUGACAGUCCAGCUGGAAAUCUUACGGCAGGUCGUGGUUAUGUACUGUACAGUGCCGCCAUGGUUUCUGAAUUUUAACAUCAAACUAAUAACACCUUUGAAUGAUGUUUGAUGGCAUUUUAAGUGACAGCCGGUUUGUGCUCUCCAUCUUUACUGUGAUGCGUUGAACCACUCGAACCACAGCCUUGAAAUUUGGUCAUGUACUCUAGCUGUGGCGCUCAUUUCUCCGGUAUUGUUUUUUAAUUGCAGCAAUUCUUUUCAAAGCAGUUCUAUGUAUUCUGAUGUGUUAAGUAGUCAAAUUCUAUUUUGGGAAGAAAAAAAAAAAGAUAAUUUUGAAAAAUAAAAAGUAACAGUGCAAUCAAAUGAAAUUCUGUAAAUAAUGUUUGCUGAUUAUAACAUUAAAAUGAUUGAAAACG